UCCGCCCUCCGAUUGUGCAAUUCGGGGCUGGAGUGACAUCAAGGUCAACGUCCAACGUCAACGUCCCCAAUCCCCUGAAGCCGACACGGGACAGAAAUACGUGGUUGAAGAGACAGCUUUCGAUUAUUCGGCAUCUCGAGCACUCACUUACGCCACGUUCUGAUAUUCAGUCCAACUUACUGCCACAACCGACAGCCCGCCCCCCGCCAUCGACGAACAGCCCCGCCGACCAUCGGCAGCCCACGAUGACUGCUCGUGAGGAAUGAACACAAUGAUUGCCCGGAGCCUUGUUAGGGCUCCUACGUGUCGCCCAACAUGCGUCGCAUUCUGUCACACAAGGCCGGCCUCACAAUUGCCUCUUCGAGGCCAGACACCCUCCCGAGUCUUUGCCACCUCGCAGAAAUACCUCUUCGGCCGAUAUGCCUCAAACAACGCGCGCCCGACCGAGUCCGGGAAGGAUGGCCAGAACACUGCCGUCAUCCCGCCCAAGAAGCCUGUGGUGUCUUCAGGGGAUCCGUUGGCACAGGUAGACAAGUCUGCGCAAGAGCAGCGGAAGGCGGAUUGGGCUAUAAUGAAAGAAAUGUCUCGCUAUCUGUGGCCGAAAGACAGUCUCUCCACCAAGCUUCGAGUAGGCUUGGCUGUCGUUCUUCUAGUUGGUGCCAAGGUCCUCAAUGUCCAGGUUCCAUUCUACUUCAAGAACAUUGUAGAUGCCAUGAACAUUGAUGUCGGCGCAAUGGGCGGGAAUGCUGCUAUGAUUGCGGGCAGCAUGAUUGUGGCCUACGGGGCUACCAGAAUAGGAGCCACCUUGUUCCAGGAAUUGAGAAAUGCCGUCUUCGCGAGCGUCGCGCAAAAGGCUAUCCGCAGGGUAGCUUGCAACGUGUUCGAUCACCUAUUGAGGCUGGACCUCAACUUCCACCUCACGAAGCAGACAGGAGGGCUCACGCGUGCCAUUGACCGUGGUACCAAGGGCAUCAGUUUCCUUCUGACCAGCAUGGUCUUUCACAUCCUGCCCACCGCGUUGGAGAUUACCAUGGUCUGUGGUAUUUUAACAUAUCAGUACGGAGCAAAGUUCGCCGCUAUCACGGCCCUGACCAUGACUGCAUAUUCCGCUUUUACUAUUUGGACAACUGCUUGGAGGACAAAGUUUCGAAGACAGGCCAAUGCGGCCGAUAACAAGGCGUCGACCAUCGCCGUGGAUUCCCUAAUCAACUACGAAGCUGUCAAGUACUUCAACAAUGAAAAGUUUGAGGUCGGUCGUUACAACGGGGCACUUCAAAACUACGAGAAAAGCUCAAUCAAGGUCGCCACAUCGUUGGCUUUCUUGAACAGUGGACAGAAUAUCAUUUUUUCCAGCGCCCUCACUGCUAUGAUGUACCUGGCCGCAAAUGGCGUCGCAGCUGGCUCGCUGACAGUCGGAGAUUUGGUCAUGGUGAACCAGUUGGUCUUCCAACUGUCCGUACCCCUCAACUUCCUUGGCUCUGUAUAUCGCGAGCUGCGACAGUCGCUCUUAGACAUGGAGACCCUAUUCAACCUACAAAAGGUCAAUGUGUCUAUCAAGGAGCUUCCCGAUGCUAAACCUCUUCAAUUGGUGAAGGGUGGCCAGAUCAGAUUCGAAAAUGUUUCUUUUGGAUAUAACAAGGAGCGGCCGAUCUUGAAGAACCUCAAUCUCACCAUACCUGCUGGCAAGAAAGUUGCCAUUGUUGGUCCCAGCGGAUGUGGAAAGUCGACAUUACUGAGGCUACUUUUCAGAUUCUAUGACACUGACAGCGGUCGCAUCUUCAUUGACGAUCAGGAGAUCAAGAGCGUCCAACUUGACUCCUUAAGAAAGUCCAUCGGUGUUGUGCCACAAGACACCCCGCUCUUCAACGAUACUGUUGGACACAACAUCAAGUACGGUAACUUGGCAGCCGAUGAAUCUGAAGUCAUUGCAGCCGCCAAGAGGGCAAGAAUCCACGAUAUCAUCGCUAGCUGGCCAGAAGGCUACGAUACCAAGGUUGGAGAGAGAGGCAUGAUGAUAAGUGGAGGUGAAAAGCAACGUCUUGCCGUCUCACGACUCCUGCUGAAAGAUCCGCCGUUGUUGUUCUUUGACGAGGCUACGAGCGCCUUGGAUACGCACACUGAGCAGGCGCUCAUGCAGAACAUUAAUAGUAUUUUGAAGGAAAAGGCGAGGACAAGUGUAUUUGUUGCCCAUCGCCUGAGAACAAUCUACGAUUCAGAUUUGAUCAUCGUCUUAAAAGAAGGCAGUGUCGCGGAGAUGGGGACACACAGAGAGCUUGUCGAUCGUGGUGGGCUCUACUCCGAGCUCUGGAGUGCUCAAGAAAGUCUAUUCAGCACAGAAGGAGAGAGCGAAGUGACAGCUGGUGAGAAGGGAAAACGCGCAUAGUAGAUAUCCCAAAGAAAACGCUCGCGAGAACGAGAAGAAGAUCCUGGCCCGCUAUCUUGUAGACGCAACCAUAAUUCAAACCCUUUCAGAACCGUUAGCCAAUUCCACUGUCAGCCUAAGAUAUGUUCUAUCGGUUCUGGACGGCACCUGAUGCUGCAUUCCAGAAACCCGUCAGAUAACAGUGUUGACCAUGAUGGAUCCUUCAAGCUAGAGUCAGAAUUUGACAUUCAUCC
Molecule: messenger RNA, 2616 nt
Organism: Truncatella angustata
Lineage: Eukaryota; Fungi; Ascomycota; Sordariomycetes; Amphisphaeriales; Sporocadaceae
Product: ABC transporter
Exons: 2
Coding region: 263-2383 (706 amino acids)
Biological process (GO): intracellular iron ion homeostasis; transmembrane transport
Cellular component (GO): mitochondrial inner membrane
Molecular function (GO): ATP binding; ATP hydrolysis activity; ABC-type transporter activity
Source: RefSeq, a predicted model, not a curated record